This is a messenger RNA of Magnolia sinica, 2522 nucleotides long. RefSeq lists its product as uncharacterized. NCBI's taxonomy places the organism in Eukaryota, Viridiplantae, Streptophyta, Magnoliopsida, Magnoliales, Magnoliaceae. The coding region runs from base 392 to 2089 and encodes 565 amino acids. The transcript has 9 exons. The record is from RefSeq and is a predicted model, not a curated record.
GCCUUGCAUUUCUUUCAGAAGCACACGAAGAAAUGAAAGAGUACGAGCGGGCCCUGAAACAAUGAAAAACCUGGUACGCACAAAUCCAAUCCCCUUCUUUCCAAAACCCUAAUAAAUCUCAUACCUCUCCUGUCUCUUUCUCCUCCGCAUUCUUCUCUCUCCCCUCCUUUCCCCAAAUCUCUCUCAGAAAAUUCAAAAGAUUCAGGGCUUCCCUUCCUUCAGCAUCUGUCCACUCACCAGAAGAAGUCGCAUCUCCGCAUCUCUCCGGCAUUUGGUGGAUUUUCUUCGUUUCAUCGAGUUGAUUAUGUACAUGUAAUUGGGAGUUGUUGGUAACUAUACCAUUAAGAGAAUGCAUUAGUUGGCAAAGGGACGUGCAUUUUUUUUUUUUCAAAUGGCGGAAUGGGCUGCGGUGCCAUCAUGUGCCCAACUGCACUUGCAAAGAAGUUGCUUUAAAGCUAGUGAUUUCAUGCCCCACAAUGUGUAUUUCAAGAUACUUGAUAGGAAGCAUUUUCGUGGAAAGUGUAGACAUGUUCGAUUUCCAUCACAGGAAGUGUGUGAACUUGGUGCUUCUCUUGCCACAACCUGGAAAGGAAGUCGGCAGUUUAAGGAGUUACCAUCAAGGUGUUGUUGCUUGGGUACUCUGAUACAUGCUGAGAAUGUGACCUCCAUAAGUUGGAUACCCAUUGUUGACCAGGUGCUUUUGAUGGCCACUGUGGCCUUUGCAUACAUGGCUGGAGUAAUUCCAUCCAAUAAAGUUUCUUUUAAUGGUAGAAAGAGCAUGCUGGAUCAAGAUGCAGGCACUUCUAGCUCUACCCCUUCUGGUAGUGCAGUGAUGAGUAAAAACCAGAUCAACUCGGAGUUUGUUUGGGAUGAAGUGAAAGGGAAACUUCUUGAUGCUUUGGAUGCAAUUGAACCUGAUGGUAACUUGGAUAACAGAGUUGUUGAAUGCGAAAAUAACAACGCUAUGCGUCCUUUAAGUUUUUAUGCAAUCGCUGACGGUCCCAGGUUACGAUUGCUCUGGGCUACUUUGCAGCGACUCGAGAAAGAGGCAGGCACUGUCUCUAAUGCCCAUCUAUCUCACUUAUUAUAUUUAUUCGUUUGGAUGAAAGAUCUCAUAUGGCAAUUAAUUUUCGAACUUGAUUGGGACAAUUGGUGUUAUGAGUUAAUGUUCCAUGAAAUUCCUUCGCAGGUUAAUACCAUCCCUGGAAUGAAUGAAGCUGUUAACCGGGAUGUUUGGUUAGCAGUUCUAUCAGAAACAAUACAAGCAUCCCUUCAGCCACUAUGCCUAACAUGGCUGGAAGAUGAACUUUGUCUGGAAAAUAAAAAACUAGGCAAGGAUCUUUUUACUAAGAUGUUUGAAAGGUUGAAAGGAGAUGAUACUAUUUUACAGAACAUUAAGAGGCUGGGGAAGGAGGACCUCUUUGCAGAUCUACUGUUCUUUUUAAGAUUUGGCUCCCUCAGGAUUGGUUGCCACUAUGACAGUAAAAUACUUACUGAGCAUGGAGUUGACAUCUUAGAAGAUCUGGUGAUUACUUUGGCAGAUGGAAUCACGAGCUUGUAUCUAGAGCUUAUUUCGGUUGAUAGUAACAUGUCCAGUGAAAUGAAUAGCUUGGGUUUGAGUUUGUGUUCUUUGUCGACUAGAGCUCUUCAAAGAUUACGAAAUGAGGUGGCAUUGAAGCAAUGGAUGCACCAAAACAUUGAAUCUGUAGUUUCUAUGUACGAGGAUCGGUUUGACUUGUGCACUCUUCGGACCCAACUCCUAGAGGACCCCAAAGAGAGCCGAAGAGAGAAACUUCGUUGGUGGAAGAAGCUUACCUUUCAGAAGCCUCCUGCAAUAUGUUCCCCUUUAUGUUAUGUUGUGAUCAGUCAUAUGUCCUUGCCUGUGAAACGUACCAAGGAACUAAGGGCCCUGACUGGGUGGAGGUACUAUUUCAGCUUAUAUCUGGAGCUCUCUGAUAUUACAAUGCCGUUGGUUAGAACUGCUGUUGCUAAGGUCAGCAGUGCCGUCUCUUUCUUCCUGGUUAGCUUGAUUGGAAGGUCUAUAGGACUCAUCUACACUGGGAUAAGGCAGGCCUUGGGUUGGAAAUGAGACACUUGUUUUUAUUUUUCAUCAUUUUUACAUGUCAUGAUCUCUUUUUUCUUUGUUUAUCCAAAGAAAUUAAAAACCGCCGUAGCGCCGUAACGUCAUGUCGGCUCACAAUGUCUUUCAGUGCCUCGCUUGUCGCCUGAUUUUGGGAAUUAAAAAGAAAAAGAAAAAGAAAAAGAAAAGGUCAUCAUCAUCAUCUCAUCCAUGAUCUAUGGCAAGAUAUUCGGACCCUCAAAUCUUCAGUGCUUAAAAUAUGUUAAAUGUCUUUUGAUGGGAAGAUGUCAGUGGCUAAAAGACGAGGUUAGUUGUGUUCUUGAAAUCUCGGCAUAUAAAUAUUCGAUCGAUGUCAUUUUCUUCACAUUAACCUUUUGUUUUAGUGAAGCAGGAUUAGUCAAUUUUACAUUUAAUGAGAGAUUGGUAAGACCUGCUUACAAGU